Ipomoea nil (Japanese morning glory) is the source of this 753-nucleotide messenger RNA. RefSeq lists its product as uncharacterized. NCBI's taxonomy places the organism in Eukaryota, Viridiplantae, Streptophyta, Magnoliopsida, Solanales, Convolvulaceae. The record is from RefSeq and is a predicted model, not a curated record. Bases 1 to 753 code for a protein of 250 amino acids. The transcript is spliced from 2 exons.
AUGGCAGCCUUGGGAGACAACAAUGACGGUUCUGUUCGCGAUUCUUCUGAACGGACUGUGUCCGAGGUUGCUCCUGUUCAUCCCCACCCGGUUCCGAGCUUAUCUUCGGCGCAUCAUUUUGUCUCGCUUAAGCUUACCGUUCAUAAUUAUCUUUUUUGGAGGACUCAAAUGCUUCCGUUCUUGGAGGGGCAGGGUCUUCUCGGUUAUGUGGAUGGUACGCACGCUUGUCCAACCGGUGCAGCGCCGGUGGAGUCCACGGCGGACAGCAGCGCUGCCGCGGCGUCGGGUUCGGCUUCGGAGCAGUGGCGUCGGCAAGACAAGGCUAUCUUGUCUCUUUUGAUUUCGUCGCUGUCCGAUGAGAUGAUGCAUAUGGCCGUUGGUCAGUCCACUUCACGGGCCUUGUGGUUAGCCAUCGAGCAGGAACUUGGAUCGGCGACACGGUCUCGUGCCUUGCGGCUGCUUGGCGAGUUGCAAGCGCUAACUCAGGGGGAGUCUUCUGUCUCGGAUUAUCUCGGUCGGGCACGGAUGCUUGUCGAGGACUUGGCGCUUGCCAGGCGUCCGAUCACGCUUGAUGAUCAAAAUAUAUAUGUUUUUCACGGGUUGCGGCCGGAGCUUCGUCCCCUCGUUGCACCCUUGACGCGUGGCUCUCCGGUGACGUUGUCCGAGCUUUCGGACUACCUUACCUCUCAGGAGUGGAUUUGUGCGGCUGGCGGUGGUGGAGUUGGUUCGCCGGCAGUGUUGGUCGUAUUCUGA